UUGUCACUUUUAGUCAAUGUCAAAUUUGAUUCACAUUGGAUUUCUUUUGAUCAGAAUAAUGUGUUUUUAAUUCUAAUAUUUUUAACACAGCGCCUAAACAUACAAUAUGUUUAGAAGUCGUAUUUUAUCCCGAGUUCUAUGGCAACAGCGUUUUCAUAUAAAAGAUUAUGCAAAGCCAGGGCCUGUUAUUAGUGUUGUCCCUGGGAUUUUUCCAGUGAGGGAACAGAAUACAGUAGCAGUGGAAGAUAGCUAUGUAAAGAAAUUCAUGAAAGCUGUCGGUUGGAUGGACCAGUCAAGGACACGUUUAAAACUCACAGGUUAUUUUCUCUAUGAAAGUGUGCCAGACAAAGUAGCAUACAUGGAAUGGUUUGAAAAUCUCAAUCUGCCCGAUACCUUUGCUACAUGGUUCACAAUAACAGAGCUGCAUGUGUGGCUGCUGCUGGUCCGUUACAUGGCGGAAGAUGUUGUGCCCAGUAAAGAAGAGAAGAAGAAAUAUAUCAAAGGGGAUGGAUCUUUUGUAAGAAACUGUAUAAUCGAGGCACUGUGGGCUGAUGUUGGAAAUAGAAUCAAGUUGUUGGAGGGAGCAAACCCAGCUAUAGCUAGAAAACAGGUGUCAGAGCUGUCUGAGCAGUUCCAAGCUGCCCUUGUGGGCUACGAUGAAGGCCUCUCUGAUGACCGUCUGUUAGCCGCCGCUGUGUGGAGGAGGUUCUAUUCCAUGUCUGAUGACACGCAAGUUGAACAUGUUGAGAGGAUUGUCCAUUUUAUUAGACAUCAGUUAAAAGUACUCGACAAAAUACCGAGUGAAGACCUGAAGUGGAAACCCGAAAUUACCUGGUUAAGUAUACUUAAACAUUAGUAUAUAACUUAUUGAUUUGUUUAUAGUCUGUAAAAUAUGUAGUUAUGUAAAAAUAAAAUGAAAGGAUUGUUAUCUACA
Cydia pomonella (codling moth) is the source of this 934-nucleotide messenger RNA. It is a transcript of the gene Uqcc1, whose product is annotated as ubiquinol-cytochrome-c reductase complex assembly factor 1. Bases 107 to 856 code for a protein of 249 amino acids. Lineage: Eukaryota; Metazoa; Arthropoda; Insecta; Lepidoptera; Tortricidae. The record is from RefSeq and is a predicted model, not a curated record. The transcript is spliced from 5 exons. Gene Ontology annotation, biological process: mitochondrial respiratory chain complex III assembly. Gene Ontology annotation, cellular component: mitochondrion.